Chenopodium quinoa (quinoa) is the source of this 4005-nucleotide messenger RNA. Its product is annotated as protein ALWAYS EARLY 2-like. Gene Ontology annotation, cellular component: transcription repressor complex; nucleoplasm. The transcript has 19 exons. Gene Ontology annotation, biological process: regulation of transcription by RNA polymerase II; DNA-templated transcription; regulation of cell cycle. Gene Ontology annotation, molecular function: DNA binding. The record is from RefSeq and is a predicted model, not a curated record. Lineage: Eukaryota; Viridiplantae; Streptophyta; Magnoliopsida; Caryophyllales; Amaranthaceae. Bases 629 to 3754 code for a protein of 1041 amino acids.
UGUUUGGUUGACAACAAAAUGCAAUAAUGCCUUUAAUGGUGAAAUCAAAAUACUCCGUGUAUGAGAAUUUUCAUUUCCCACCCAACAUGGAAAUAAAUUACCGAAUCUAAAACCAAAUCAAAUAAGAUAUGAAAAAACCCAUAAACUUUAUCACAUAUUUUUUUUGACAAGAUUUGAGAAUUAAAUUCGCAUAAUAUCCAAAAUUAUGUAAGAUUUUACUUCCGUAUGAAUUAAACACUCCGUUUAUAAACUCCCCCAAACAAAAUCGCUACGUUCCAUCACCCUAACAAUUCAAACACCUUACACCGCUAAACCCCAAAAUCCCCCCCAAAACCCAACAAUAUAUACGACGAAAAAGGUGCACAACAAAAAAUAAACCCAAAAUAAAAUAAAAUAAAAUAACCCAUAUUUUUUUAAACAAAUAAAGUUAAUAAAAUAUUCUCAUGACAUUUAAGUUUUUCGCGGCAACGGCCCCCCUUUCACUCUAUUCUCUUUUUUUGAGUCAUCGUCGUCUUCCUUUUCUCUCUCUUCUUCCGCCGUUUUCUCUCUCCUCCUUCACUCUUACGCUUCAUCUCAAAUUCAUAUUCCCCAUUUUUUCUUCAAUUCUUUUUUCUAAUCUAAGUGAAAGAUGGCGCCAGUAAAGAAGUCGAAAAGUGUAAGAGUAAUUACUUCUGCUAGUGAUUCAUCUCCAAGUAAAGAUGAAAAAUCCAAACAAAAGAAGCGGAAGUUAUCUGAUAUGCUCGGACCUCAAUGGAGUAAACAUGAAAUUGAGCGUUUUUAUGAAGCUUAUCGGAAGCAUGGCCAAGACUGGAAGAAGGUUGCCACUGUUGUGCGUUCUAGGUCUAUAGAUAUGGUUGAAGCAUUGUACAAUAUGAACCGAGCAUACUUAUCUCUACCAGAAGGCACAGCUUCUGUGGCUGGACUCAUAGCAAUGAUGACUGAUCACUAUAAUGUCCUGGAGGGAAGUGGCAGUGAAAAAGAGAUUAAGGGGCCUGAGGUAAUGGCUCGAAAGAUUCAGAAAAAUACUAAAGCAAAGGGUUUGCUCGACUCUUUUAGAGAUGAUUCUAAGCUUCAGUCUACAGGCUCAUAUGAUGGCUGCUUAUCCUUGCUAAAAAAUCGUGGUGAUGGUAUCCAGCUGAAUUUCCCUGUAAGAAAAAGGACACCUCGUGUACCUGUUUCAUGCUUGGACAUUCAUCCAAAUAAGAAGUCUCGAGUGUCGGGGAAGAUUGCAAAUGACACUGGUGUUCCAUAUGGGGAUUUAAGGCCGAAAGAAGCAUGGUGCAAUCCAAAUUCCCCACAUGGCUCACAAACAAUGUACAGAAAAAAUGAAUGUACAAGGACUUCACAAGUCUCAGCUAGAGAAGAGGUGAUGUCACGAUCUCCUGUUCUGAAGGUCAGGACUGGUGGAUUUGCAGCAGACAGAGAUUUUAAAGAAUGCAGCUUGGGCUACAAUGAGGCCAAAACUGAAAAUUGGGCCAGGGAUAGAGUGGAUAUAGGUAAAUCUGCUUUAGCCGAGUACAAGAAAGGGAAGAAAGGAAAGAAAGGAAAGAAAGAGGAAGUUCAGCACUCCGAAACUACGUUAUUUGAUAAUAUUAGAGAAGCUUACAAGUAUGCUGAUAAAGGACCAAGAAGAAUUGGUUCUGAUGGAAAAAGUGCCGAUAUUUGCAGAUCAACUUCUGAGGGCCAAAGUAGAGGCAAGAAACUGACCUUUGAAGAUGAACUUGCAGCUUGUGAUGCGUUGCAGACUUUGGCUGAAAUGUCCUCAAUGAUGCCAUUUAUUGCUGCAGAACCUGCUGAGGAUGCUGGAGAUUCUGUACUUGUUCGGGAAACUGUAGUUAAUAGUGUUGCUUGUUCCAAUAUUGCAUUAAGUGAUGAGAAGGCCAGUGUUGAGUUAAAGAAGAAACGGAAGUCCCAAGCUUUAAAGGUGCCAAAGGCUGAAUUUCCCAAUGAUUUUUCUAAAAAGCCCACAGAAGAUGAGAGUGUGGCUGAUGAGGAUGUGAAAUCUGGAAACAGUAGUGGACAGAUCUCUGUUGUUUCCAAAAAUUGUAAAUCAUUGGUUAGGUCUCCAGACGUGUCUUCUAGCAAUGACCCUCAUACAGGAGAGGCAGAAGUUGCAGUGUCUAGUGCACAUGUUCACCAUGCUAGCCAGGUUGUUAACCCUACAGGAAGGAAACGUAGACGAAAACGAGACAGAACAUUCCUUCUAAAGGACAAAAAUUAUACUCCGAGUUGUUCUAGUGAUAGCUUGUCUGUACCUCAUGAAAGAUUGCAGGACGUGAAGGGAAAGCUUUUACAUUGUCUUUCCUGGCAUGAAGUACGCAGAUGGUGUGUGUAUGAGUGGUUUUACAGUGCCAUUGAUUAUCCUUGGUUUGCUAAGAGGGAAUUUGUGGAGUACCUAGAUCAUGUUGGAUUGGGACAUAUUCCAAGACUUACUCGUUUUGAAUUGGGUGUUAUUAGAAGUUCCCUUGGUAAACCUCGGAGAUUCUCUGAGCGUUUUCUACAGGAAGAGAGGAAGAAACUUAAUCAAUAUCGUGAAUCUGUUAGGACUCAAUAUGCUAACCUUCGGGCUGGCCUUGGGGAAGGACUUCCAACAGAUUUAGCUUGUCCACUGUAUGUUGGACAAAAAGUAGUUGCUAUUCAUCCAAAAACAAGAGAAUGUCAUAAUGGCAGUGUCUUGACGGUUGAUCGUGACAACUGCAUGGUCCAGUUUCAUCAUCCGGAUUUGGGGGUUGAACUCGUCAUGGAUAUUGAUUGCAUGCCUUUGAACCUGUUGGAGAAUAUGCCCGAAGAUUUGAAGAGGCAGAAUAUGCUAUUUGAUUACCGCUGUGUACAAGUUCCAAAAAUCAACGGAGCAAAUUUUUCCGCUUUAGAGGAGUACAAUAAAAGUGUCAAUCACCAUAUAAGAGUUCCUUCAUUCAGCCCAUCAGUUGCAGCCGAUAUGAAGGCUAAGCCAGCUUGUCUGAGUGCAUAUGCUAAGGUAGUAGGCAGUGGAAGUUUCCAGAUACCAUCAGCAACCCAAAGUAAAUCUUACAAUAUGGCUCAGUUGCACCUGCAGGAAGGUCAUUUGCGAUUUAUUCCUGGGUUGACUGGGGGUCUAGAUCAAAAGGUGUUUGGUCAGAGUUGCUCAGAAAGUCUGCCUUCUUGGCCACAUCCCACAACAGAAUCAGUGGGUUUAAAUGGAAAUAUGCCAUCUUUAAACAAUUCUGGAAUCAGUUGUCAAGAAACUGCAUCCAAUGUGGCAGAAAUUGUUGAAGUAUCUAAAGAUAAGGCACAAAAAAUGGUAGAUACUGCUACAAAGGCUAUAUCUAGUAUUGAAGAAGGUGAAGAUGCAUUUGGAAGAAUUAGGAAGGCUUUGGAUGCCAGUGGCAAAAGUGAGCGUGUAACUAAUUGCAGGGCGUCUAUGAUACCAUCUUCAAAUGCAGUUCGAGGAAGUUUGCCUCAUCAGAACCCACUUACUUCCUGUGCUUCUGAGGCCCCUCUGUCAUGUGAUGCUUUUACUGAGCAACCAACUGAUCAUUCUGUGUCAAAUGAUCUUCAGAUCCCUUCUGACCUUAUUACAUCAUGUGUUGCUACUUGGCUUAUGAUACAGACUUGCACUGAGCGACAAUAUCCACCUGCAGAGGUCGCGCAGAUAUUAGAUGAUGCUGUGACAGGUUUGCAUCCAUGCUGCCCGCAAAACCUCUCAAUUUACAGGGAGAUACAAAUGUGCAUGGGAAGAAUUAAGACCCAGAUAUUAGCUCUUGUACCAACAUAACAGUAUAUAUCUGCACCUAUUUCUUCAGGUGGGCUUGUACAUAAAAACCAUGAGAUAUCCUCUAUAAUUUUUGUAGUUUGCUAACCCUAAGAUAGAUUAUUCAAAGUAGAUAUUUACCGAUUCAUAUGACUAGGAAUGAUAGGAAGGAAUUUUCCGCCGGACCAACUAUUGUGAUGUAAAAAUUAUUUAUGGAUGGGUUCCUUCACAAUAAUAAAUCGAUGUGAAUCUAAUUUCACAGCUUGGAUUUUGUA